GUCAGACAGUGAGAGAAGCAUCAGUCAAGAAUUCUCACUGGACAAAUAACACAAAUUACUGCAAACUGCUUCUUUUUUACUGGAAUAUAACUCUCCGGAAAACGAUUAAGUGAGACGUGUUACGCUGGCCGGCUCACUUCAGAUCAAGUUUAUGGCCGAAGGCAUUUCCACCACAGAACCUCUUCCAAAAACCAACCUGCUUCUUGAGAAAACUUGAUAUCUGUUAAUAUAGUUUCUCACAGACGUGAAAAUGGUUGUCAAACCGACUGAUAUGAUGAUGCCCUCCGCGGGGAUUAAGUUCUUUGGGGCUGGCACAGCAGCUUGCAUCGCUGACCUCAUCACAUUUCCACUGGAUACCGCCAAAGUCAGGCUUCAGAUUCAGGGCGAAUCUCAGAAAGCUAAGGGUUUCGAUGCCGUGAAGUACCGGGGAGUGUUCGGCACCAUCACCACCAUGGUACGCACCGAGGGAGCCAGGAGUCUUUACAACGGGCUGGUGGCAGGACUCCAGAGACAGAUGAGCUUCGCCUCAGUUCGGAUCGGCCUCUACGACUCCAUGAAGCAGUUCUACACCCGAGGCACCGAGAAUGCUGGGAUUGUUGUUCGGCUCAUGGCAGGCUGUACCACAGGCGCCAUGGCUGUGGCUUUUGCACAACCGACAGAUGUGGUGAAGGUGCGUUUCCAAGCUCAGGUACGACUGACCGAUGUUGGGAAGAGGUACAAUGGCACCCUGGAUGCCUACAAGACUAUUGCAAGAGAUGAGGGAGUGCGGGGACUUUGGAAAGGCUGCAUGCCAAACAUAACCCGCAACGCCAUUGUGAACUGUGCAGAGCUGGUCACCUAUGACAUAAUCAAAGAACUCAUCCUGAAAUAUGACCUGAUGACAGACAACCUGCCGUGCCACUUCACAGCCGCCUUCAGUGCUGGCUUCUGCACAACAAUAGUGGCUUCUCCUGUGGAUGUGGUUAAAACAAGAUUCAUGAACUCAGGAAAUGGUCAGUACACCAGCGCCSUCAACUGUGCACUCACGAUGCUGAAAAACGAAGGACCCGCAGCUUUUUAUAAAGGGUUUGUGCCUUCUUUCCUACGAAUGGGCUCUUGGAACAUUGUCAUGUUUGUGACCUAUGAGCAAAUUAAAAGAGGGCUGACCACAGCGCAGAAGUGCUGGGAGUCACCAAUUUGACCGCCGCUCUACAGCUGUYUAACCUGCAGCAGGAUGCAGGGAAUGCUUCAUCGUGGAUGCAAAAAGAUGAAGGCCCAAAUGUGGACGUUACGUGAGGAUGUGACCCACGGAUGCUUUGUUGAUGUGGCUCAGCGAUGGACUUCGUGCGUUACCUUUAAAUAUGCUGCAGAAUGCAGGGACAUUGCUGUAAUACCAUCAUGAUUCAAAGAUUAGAGUUUGAAGAAAUAUUUGUGGAUUGCUGAGUUAGCUUCUCCAUCACAAGUCCGCAUCUUUAAAUCUUGAUCAACUGGCCAGGUUUAUAAGACUUUGAUGUUUACGAAGAUGAACUGACUGAUCACAUGAACUGUUGUUUUGUAAUGUAAGUUGUUAUUCAGGGCAAUUUUUCCAUGACUACACAGAUCAUGUCUGCUGUAUGGUACUUCCUUUAGUUUGCACUGUGGAUUGUUUACACUGUUUAUCAUUGCUGACGGUUUAUCAAUAGGCAUUUAUUAUUGAAUGUAAAAGUAAGCACUUUCUAUUUUGAACGGRAUGAUUUAUUGCUGGUCAAUGAGUCAUGAAGACUUUGCACAUACAAAUAAACACAUUUUUAACUGGCUCA
This is a messenger RNA of Austrofundulus limnaeus, 1778 nucleotides long. Its product is annotated as mitochondrial uncoupling protein 2. NCBI's taxonomy places the organism in Eukaryota, Metazoa, Chordata, Actinopteri, Cyprinodontiformes, Rivulidae. Bases 251 to 1180 code for a protein of 309 amino acids. Gene Ontology annotation, biological process: transmembrane transport. The transcript is spliced from 8 exons. The record is from RefSeq and is a predicted model, not a curated record.